GCCCACCAACCGCUCCGGCCCGGGACAGCCAGCAUGAGCAAGCCGGCCGGAUCAACAAGCCGUAUUUUAGAUAUCCCCUGUAAAGUGUGUGGCGACCGCAGCUCGGGGAAACACUACGGGGUCUACGCCUGCGACGGCUGCUCGGGGUUUUUCAAACGGAGUAUCAGAAGGAACAGGACGUAUGUCUGCAAAUCUGGAAACCAGGGAGGCUGCCCGGUGGACAAGACGCACAGAAACCAGUGCAGGGCGUGUCGGCUGAAGAAGUGUUUGGAAGUCAACAUGAACAAAGAUGCCGUGCAGCACGAGCGGGGGCCUCGGACGUCCACCAUUCGCAAGCAGGUGGCCCUCUACUUCCGUGGACAUAAGGAAGAGAACGGGGCGGCUGCGCACUUCCCGUCCGCCGCGCUGCCCGCGCCGGCGUUCUUCACCGCAGUCACGCAGCUCGAGCCACAUGGCUUGGAGCUGGCCGCCGUGUCCGCCACCCCGGAGCGACAGACUCUCGUGAGCCUGGCUCAGCCCACGCCCAAGUACCCCCAUGAAGUGAAUGGGACCCCAAUGUAUCUGUAUGAAGUGGCCACAGAGUCUGUGUGUGAAUCAGCCGCCAGGCUUCUGUUUAUGAGCAUCAAGUGGGCUAAGAGUGUACCAGCUUUCUCCACGCUAUCUUUGCAGGACCAGCUGAUGCUUUUGGAAGAUGCUUGGAGAGAACUGUUUGUUCUAGGAAUAGCACAAUGGGCCAUUCCGGUUGAUGCUAACACUCUACUGGCUGUAUCUGGCAUGAACGGUGACAACACAGAUUCCCAGAAGCUGAACAAGAUCAUAUCUGAAAUACAAGCUUUACAAGAGGUGGUGGCCCGAUUUAGACAACUCCGGUUAGAUGCUACCGAAUUUGCCUGUCUGAAAUGCAUCGUCACUUUCAAAGCUGUUCCUACACACAGUGGUUCUGAGCUGAGAAGUUUCCGGAAUGCUGCUGCCAUCGCAGCCCUUCAAGAUGAGGCCCAGCUAACCCUCAACAGCUACAUCCAUACCAGAUAUCCCACGCAACCCUGUCGCUUUGGAAAACUCCUGUUGCUUUUGCCAGCUUUACGAUCUAUUAGUCCAUCAACCAUAGAAGAAGUGUUUUUCAAAAAAACCAUCGGCAACGUGCCAAUUACAAGACUGCUUUCAGAUAUGUACAAAUCCAGUGAUAUCUAAGCUCCGAGUCCCCGCUUUUCAGGAUGGGACAGUAUCUGAUGAACUUCGACCCACGGAGAACAAGCCUCAACUAACAAACCCUUCAGGAAGCAUAAACCUGGGAAUGUGUAGCCUUCAGAAAAACAUGCCAAUGGACACAAAACAGUUCCAGUUGCUUUGAUGUGCUGCCCCAGGGUGGGGCAGUGGGGAAGGAAAGGGGGCAUCACAGGACCACCUGAACAGAGAGAACUCCCUGCUGCCACACCCUGGGAAGGGGGCCCCCCGAUUCAGGGGUUGCCGCAGGCCGUGCCAUUCUGCCUCCUACCUGGAAUAUCGGGCUGAACUCUCAAAAGCUGAACCAUCAGUAGAACUUUCUUUUCCUUUUUAGCAUAUGAAGUUGGGUAACCAAAUAGAGCUCUGUGUGUAACAUCAUACGACAGCCUUCAGAACUAUUUUCUGUUGGAGAAUUUAUUUUAAAAAAUAAUGGUUAGGUUUUAAAGCAAAAGUUUUAUCAAAAGUUUUUCUUCUAUCGUAAUACAUCAUGAAGUGGCCUUCAGGACUGAGUUAGUAAAUGAAAGGUAGCUUAUGCCGUGAGACUUGCUUUUUCUCUGUUUUCUCUCCUUUCUCUUUCUUUUGUUCUUCUUCUUCUUCUUCCCCUCCUCCUCCUCCUCCUCCUUCUCUUCAAUACUAUAGGCCAGGCAACCUUGUCCAAGGAACUGGUGGACGAAAAUGAGAUUCUCACCAGGACUUCAGGUUGGAUAACAUCUCAAAAAUAGAAGAGCUUUACUAAAAGAACACAAGUUGAGGGAGGAUGAAUAAAAACAGCAAAACCAAAUAAAGUGGAGGUGAAGGAUGAGGCAGAUCGCUGUCCCGUUAACAAAGUGCUGAAACCAAAGGCGAUGGGGGUCCAAACUCGUGUUUCAGCGAGUCACACCAGAAUAAAUGAACAGAGACAUGAUGUCAGAAGGAACCACAAGGAGAUGAAGGCUAAAAGGUUUCUUGAUUGAUCCAUUGCUAACAGCCUGAGACUCUUCAAUGCCUUUCAGAAAACCGGUUUCUAGUAAAGCCUUGAAUGCGCGCAUGCACACACACACACACACACACACUCACACACUCCGUCCUACACUAUAAGCUGCUCCUUUGGUAUGAAUCUAUACUUAUGGAAAUGUAGAAACAACCAUUUUAAAAUAGCUGCUGUACUUUUCACAUUUUGAUUUAUUAGGUACUAGCACUGAGGAAAAAUAUUCAGCACUUGGACUAUCAUAGGAUGAGUAAAACUUUUCUUGUACAAAGUGAAUUAACUGAUUUGUGAAGUUAAAAGGUUGUACUCAUUGUAUUUACAAAGAAUAAAAAUAUAUUGGAUUUAAAGGAA
Molecule: messenger RNA, 2542 nt
Organism: Leptonychotes weddellii (Weddell seal)
Lineage: Eukaryota; Metazoa; Chordata; Mammalia; Carnivora; Phocidae
Source: RefSeq, a predicted model, not a curated record